This is a messenger RNA of Haplochromis burtoni (Burton's mouthbrooder), 3628 nucleotides long. RefSeq names its product gamma-aminobutyric acid type A receptor subunit alpha5 (gene gabra5). The record is from RefSeq and is a predicted model, not a curated record. Gene Ontology annotation, cellular component: synapse; GABA-A receptor complex; postsynapse. Gene Ontology annotation, molecular function: GABA-A receptor activity; inhibitory extracellular ligand-gated monoatomic ion channel activity; transmitter-gated monoatomic ion channel activity involved in regulation of postsynaptic membrane potential. Gene Ontology annotation, biological process: regulation of postsynaptic membrane potential; synaptic transmission, GABAergic; monoatomic ion transmembrane transport. The transcript is spliced from 10 exons. The coding region runs from base 421 to 1806 and encodes 461 amino acids. NCBI's taxonomy places the organism in Eukaryota, Metazoa, Chordata, Actinopteri, Cichliformes, Cichlidae.
GCAUCUCUCCUCCGCUCACUGGCCACACAUCCUCCCGCUUCUCUGCACGCUCGCCUGCUCAUUUCGCACCAAACUCUACAUUUGCACUCAGCUUUUCCUUUGGAUACACUAUUGGAUUUUUUGCUAAGCUGGCUUUGUGCUCGCGGCUCCUCGGAGACCAAACUAAAGGAUGGUCAGUCAGCACAAGUGUUGGGAAGCCUUUAUUUUUUCGCUGCCAACCUUUUAAUCGCUCUGGGGAGAAAUAAAGCUCGCUGACAGUGAAGUCAGUCCACAUCUUCUUCCUCUCUCUUUCCAACAUACAGUUAUUGUGCGCGGAUGGAGGUGUCGGCCUUAGGAAUUGAUGCCAAAUUGUGAACAGUGCAGUCUGCGUGUGUGUGAGAGACCUGCGGAGAAGUUUGACUGCGCAUCGUCUUGUGUGGAAUGGGCGAUGGAAUGUGCUGCAGCUUUGCAAUGAGGCGUCUGUGGUUCUGUGUCUUGCUUGCGAGCAUCACCUGCCGUCUGAGCUUCUCCCAGGAGAUAACUCCAAAAGAGGCAGAAUUAAAUGACAAUAUUACCAUCUUCACGCGCAUCCUGGACGGACUUCUGGAUGGUUACGACAACAGACUCCGGCCCGGAUUGGGAGAGAAGGUGACGGAGAUCAAAACCAACAUCUUUGUCACCAGCUUUGGUCCGGUCUCUGACACCGAAAUGGAAUACACCAUCGACGUAUUCUUCCGCCAAAGCUGGAAGGAUGAGCGACUUUGCUUCAAAGGCCCGAUGGAAAUGCUUGCCCUGAAUAAUCUUCUAGCCAGCAACAUCUGGACCCCUGACACCUUCUUCCUCAACGGGAAAAAGUCCAUUGCACAUAAUAUGACUACACCUAACAAGCUGCUGCGGCUGAAGGAUGAUGGGACUCUUCUCUACACCAUGAGGCUUACCAUCUCUGCUGAAUGUCCCAUGCAGCUGGAGGACUUUCCAAUGGAUGCUCAUGCUUGUCCCCUUAAAUUUGGAAGCUAUGCUUAUCCGGUCUCGGAGGUGGUUUACAGGUGGACUGAGAAAGCGGCUGACUCGGUGGUGGUUGCGGAGGAAGGGUCCCGGCUCAACCAGUAUCACCUGAUUGGUCAGGAUGCGGGCACAGAGGACAUCUACACCAGCCGAGGUCAAUACACCGUGAUGAUGGCUCACUUUUACCUAAAGAGGAAGAUCGGCUACUUUGUCAUUCAGACCUACAUGCCUUGCUUCAUGACUGUAAUCCUAUCACAGGUUUCCUUUUGGCUAAACCGCGAAUCGGUGCCAGCACGGACCGUGUUUGGUGUGACCACAGUGCUCACCAUGACCACUCUCAGCAUCAGCGCUCGAAACUCGCUGCCUAAAGUGGCUUACGCGACUGCCAUGGACUGGUUCAUCGCGGUGUGCUAUGCCUUUGUCUUCUCUGCCCUCAUUGAAUUUGCCACAGUUAAUUAUUUCACCAAAAGGAGCUGGGCGUGGGAUGGGAAAAAAGCAAUGGAGGCCCAGAUGCCAAAGAAGAAAGACCCUUUAACUCUGUCUAAGAAGCCAAACAACAAUUGUUCAGCUGGUGUGAAUUACACAACCAACCUAACGAAGGACGCGUCCAUCUCAACUAUUUCAAACAGCACGGCUGUCCAGCUCAAACUGCCUGAAACCAAGGCGCCAGACCCCAAAAAGACUUACAACAGUGUCAGCAAGAUUGAUAAGAUGGCCAGGAUAGUGUUCCCCGUGCUGUUUGGGACCUUCAACCUGGUGUACUGGGCUACGUAUCUCAAUAGGGAGCCAGUGAUCAGCAGAGAUCAGCAGAGAAGUCCUUAGUCCUUGAGUCAUUGACAUGUUUUUUAGCUAGUUCGAUAACAUUGCAUGUGCGUUGCUUCAAGAACAUUUUGCCAUGUUUGCUUAGAGUUUGUACAUGAUUAAAAAAAGCUUAAUUUGUCACACUUUACCACUCAGUUAUUGAUUCGUUUCUGCCACAUUGUGAUCUUUUAAAUUUUUUGGCAUUUGGCAUUUAUAUUUUCUCCUUGAGUCUACAUUCGAUGAUGGCUCAGCAAAAGCCAAAUGCUAUGCAAAAGAUGCACCUGUGUUAUUACUCGAACUCGGCUUUUUUCUCCUUUGUAACUCGAACUUUGUACAAAUGGGCCGGAGGUCCGGGAUUGCGAAGCUGGGCCCGGGCACAUGGAAAUUUGCUUCCUUGUUAAAAGCAGAUGAAUAGCCAUGCUUAAUAUGUUGCCUUCAGAGUGUGAUAACUCAUUAUGAAUGCACUGAAAUCCUCUGCUAUUACAUUUAUCAAAAGCCAGUUUUUCAGCUUUUACUUGAACGUUUCUGCUUCUUGUUUGCUUUCGCUGACUUUCUCCAUUUCGUACGGCGAGUUCUCAUUUACUGUUUUGUUCCUGUUUCCGUUGGUCCUAUAAACGGGGGACGAUUUAAAGCUAACGUGAUAGUGGCAGCUUCUGUUUCCAAGUCCUCGUGUAGAGAAUCCUGUAUGUAUGCAAGUGUGGUAGUAGUUUGGGAAAAAUGUAUAUACGCUCAGCUUUUAGAAAGGCACCACUAAGCCAGUAAGGUUCAUCUAUGUAAAGCAUAUACAGCACCAGUAUUACUCUAGUCUAGCGCUUUAUUGACUGGAUUAGGAAAUGAUCCAAGUAGCUUAAGCUUUAGAGAUGUUGACAUUUUUUUAGGUUACUUUGUUGUUUCUAAGCUUUGAUAAUAACUUGCAAAUAUUAUUAACCAAUAUCUGGUUGCUUUGAGCAGAGUCACUCUUUGUCAUGUAAUUAAAAGACUGAUUUGAACUAAUCAGGUUAUCAUGAGAGACGAGGGUCUCAGUGACAAGGGUCUCAUCACAUUACAUUAAAUAAAAUUCCGAUGAGCUAAAUGAAUAAUUUUAUAUUCUGGCAAUAUUUUAUUUGCUUUCUUGUUGAGAGUGUAAUGAGAAGAUUAACGCUGCUCUCUCUGUGCAGUAAGUAGUGACGCUCUCCAGUGUUCAGACCUUAUCUUAGCAUAAAGACUAGAGCUGGGAAUGAUGUUUAUUUCAUUCUGAUUGGCUACCUUGGGGAAGCCUGCUGAAGGGCAGCACCUGGAGCUUGUAAGCUGUGCUUGGUCUGUGCCCGCAGUAGAUUACCAUGUAAAGAAAUGUGUGAUGAGCUGAUGUCGGCUUUUGGAGUUUCAUCAUAGUGGUUUGUGUUUUCUAUACAGUCUAUGUUUCAUGGGCAGGAAAACGAACUUUGAGGAAACUUUAAGUUUUCCAAGAAAAUGAAACAAACAAGCCGAGCCAAUCUGGCUGUUUCCUUCUACUUUAAGUCUUUAUGCUAAGCUAAGAUGACCGACCCCUUUCUUUAUAUUUGUUUCAUAUGAAAUACAUUUCACAUUUCUCAUCAACCCUUUGCAAGAAAGCCAUUUCCCGUUUUUAAAAGGUACUAUUGUUUAAAUAGAAUAUAAUGUGAUGCCCUCCACAGCAGCUGCAUGCUCUACACUCACUUCAGCAGAGUUAGUUCUGCAGACUGAACAGAAUCAUGUGACUUUAUGCCUGCGUGGCCUGCCACUACUUCAUUUGUUGGAUUCAUUUGAGAUUUUAGAUACAUACUGUACUGUUGUUUAAAUGCAAUGAUCUGAAGCAAUAAAUAAUGCUCAUGAAUAAUGACCUCUA